AGGCCACCCUGUUUAUAGUUUUCUCCCAGAGUCACCAUUAGCCUUUUCUCCUAUUUUCAUAUUUUUGCCCUCCUGCCGUUCCGAUUUUGCCUCCAGAGCCCCGACUCACGGCCACCGUCGUGAACAGCACCGGCGCUCCGCCGGCGUCGGCGUUUCCUUGGGGCGACGACGGCGCGACCCGACGCCGGCGGCACCUACCCCGCGCUUCUCCGCCGCCGCUCAACCAAUUCCUCUCUAGAUUAGGGUUUCUUCCUGACUAAAUCUGGCAAUUACACCGCCGCUCUACAUUUUCCAAUCCAUUCCUCGUACCGCCGACCAAGCCUGAUCGCGACCCGCAGCUCCUCUGCCUCCUACGCCGCAGUGGUAUUCCGUCGGCUGGCUCUGCAUCGUCUCCCCGAGGAUCUCCAUUUCUCGUGCUCAACCUGAUCACUCCCUACGUAGAUCCGCCCGGCCUAAAGAUUUCGUUUCUUCGUCGUGCUGUACUGCUCGCAGUUGUAAUUUGCAAGCUAGCCAUGGAAGACAACAAUGAUGAGCAUAAUGUAUCUCUUCCUCAGGAUAUCCAGCACACCAUUCUUGCGUCACUACCUGCUAGGGUUGUUCUCAAGUUUCGCACAGUGUGUAGAUUCUGGCGAGACUGCAUUCAAGAACCCAAUUUUGUUGAUCGUCACCUCAACAAUGCUCUCCGCUCCCACCAGUCCAUUGCUUGCUUCACCUCGGUUGAUGAGGGUCUUGUCUGCAUGUACACAUUUGAUCCCACCACACUGAACUGCAAAAGCAUGGAUCUCGUGUUGUCGAGUAGGUUUCAGAUGUCAGACCCCUGCCAUGGCUUGGUGUGCGCCUAUGAUUUAAAAGGCGCUGUUGAGGUGUUGAAUCCAACAACAAGGAUACAUUUGAGACUGCCAGUUUCAGAACUCCAGUCACUAGCUUCAGAAUAUUUUCUUGGACCUGUGCCUUCAACAAAAGAGUACAAGGUGCUCUGUAUCCACCACCGGGUGCGGUUCUUGACAUUUGAAGUAUGCACUGUUGGCGCACAGUCAUGGAGGGCAGUGCGCGAAUCUGCAGGCCUCCUGAAGACAACAAAGGCGGUCAUUGUUAAUGAUGUCAUGCAUUGGCUACUUCUUGAUGAGAUAUCCUCCAAUUUUACUCGGAACAUCUUGUCAUUCAACCUGACAGAUGAGAUGUUCUCUGAAACUGCUGUCCCAGAUGCUGUAAAAGACCGUGAAUUGCACCUGUUCGAGGGGGGAGGAAAGCUUCAUUUGCUGGCAAUGCCCGGUGAGGGAUCAGCACCUAAAACCUCAGAGAUUUGGGUGGCGAACUCGACCUGUGCAGUCUGGGACCACAUGUGCAACGUCACUUUUGUGCUACCUUUGGGCAUGAGGCCACUUUUCCUGCACAACAAUAAGCUCUUCUAUUGCAACCAAAGAAGAUUCUACUAUGUUGAUCUUCAGGAUGGGAGUGGUUCCUAUCUCAACAUGCCUUUUGGCGAGUGCAUCAUAUCGGCUGGGAUUUUCGUGGAGAGCCUUGCUCUACAUUCUGUGACUGGCCUGGUCGACUCCAGAACAACGCUACAAAGUCCUCAUGAUGCUAGAUCAUUUCCAAUAGGGCGUGGACCAUCUGCUCGUGGCGCUGGAUCGUCCUCAGCAGGCCCUCGACGAUCUUUCAAGAAGGCAAAGAGCAAUAUAAACAUGCAGUGGAGGUUGGCAUAGAUCUCCGCAAACCCCUGAUAUCGUUCGUAUCCAUGAAUAGUUCUCUGUUAUGUACAGCGGAUUCAAGCCAAUACCUAGUACAAUCCAAUAAAGUUUACUGGUGUUUGUCUGUGUAGAGAUGAAGAAGAAAUAGACCAUGGGGGUGAGUCUGGGACAGGGUAGAACAUAAGUAAGAAACUAAGAAAGUGUCUCUGUGUCAGUAGCUUGUUCGUUGUUAUCGUAUGGGGAUUUAUGCGCUGUACUGGAAAAUAAAAAUGAAAACUCUGAACCUGAUAUACUGUAUACUUGUUCUGGUUUGCUGUAAUGAACUGUAUUCCUGCGUUGCA
Aegilops tauschii subsp. strangulata is the source of this 2032-nucleotide messenger RNA. RefSeq names its product putative F-box protein At1g32420. The record is from RefSeq and is a predicted model, not a curated record. Lineage: Eukaryota; Viridiplantae; Streptophyta; Magnoliopsida; Poales; Poaceae. Gene Ontology annotation, molecular function: protein binding.